Messenger RNA from Aspergillus mulundensis, 3480 nucleotides. RefSeq lists its product as uncharacterized. The coding region runs from base 1 to 3480 and encodes 1159 amino acids. The record is from RefSeq and is a predicted model, not a curated record. The transcript has a single exon. NCBI's taxonomy places the organism in Eukaryota, Fungi, Ascomycota, Eurotiomycetes, Eurotiales, Aspergillaceae.
AUGUCGCACUCAAGCCAUCUCUACGAUUCGGACCACUCCGACGAGAUGGACCACGACACGCCCAUCCAACCCCAACCCCUUACCAUCACCAAGAACUCCACCGUCAACGACAAGUUCGACGACGAGGAGUUCUCGGAAGACGAGUUUGAGAACGUCGCACCCUCCAAGUUCUCCACAACGGCCCAGGCCGCCAUGGAUCUCGCGAACGCCAACCGCUCAUCCGUUGCGGAUAUCCGCAACAGGUUCGAGCCCGGAAACACCGGUAACGAGCCUGGCUUUGCGCAGCGUGGGUUCGGGCUCUCGUCGGCCCAGAACCUUGCACCAAGCCGUGCCUCCGUGCGCUCGUCGUUCUACCCAGAUGAGCAGGACGAGCGGCCGAUGCGGGACUCCGAUUUCCCACAGGGAAGUCGGGGUCCCCAUGGCCAGUUCGAUGAUCAGCUGCAGGAGGAUGACUACGACGACCAGCAGGCGGAUCGCCACCAGCACCGUCCCCAGUCUCGGCACCAAGACCAGUAUCCGGAAGACGAGUACUCGGAUUAUGAGGACGAACUGACCCCCACACGGGACCGGUCGCCGUCACCAUUGCGCCCGGGGUCUUCGGAUUCGCUCAGCCGUCCUCGCCCUCCAGCGCCCCUCUCCCCAACAGCCGCAGCCGACCGUAAGGACGCACUAGAUGCACUGGAGGGACAUAUCCCCGCACCUGCAUCCCCCAAUGAUCCCUACCCACCCACCCGGCGCUCGUCCCGAGCGACGAUCAACAGCGAUGAUGGGUACGAGUACGAUGAUUACAAUGACAACCAAACACCCCGUGCGUCAACGAACCCUACACCCACCCCCGCUCGUCCGCAGCCCCAACGUGCCCCGUCAAUCCGCGCAUCUUCCCGUUCGUCUUCCCGUGCGUCAACAAUGACCCUGGAAGACGAGGUACGAGCGCAGGCGAAAGCGCGUCGCGAGAGCAUGGCCUCCGCUCGGUCCCAGGCACAACCACAGCGUGCACCCUCAGUCGCGAACUCGCUGAACUCCCGUGUAUCAGGAAUGACACUGGAAGACGAGGUACGUGCCCAAGCGAAAGCACGCCGUGAGAGCAUGGCGUCCGCUCGUCCCCCGCCCUCGCGUGCCCCCUCAGUCGCCAACUCGCUGAACUCCCGGGCGUCGGGAAUGACACUAGAAGACGAAGUCCGAGCCCAGGCCAAAGCGCGCCGCGAGAGCAUGGCGUCCACUCGUCCCCCGCCCUCGCGUGCGCCCUCAGUCUCCAGCACGCGUUCCCGUGCGUCUGGAAUGACACUAGAAGACGAGGUGCGAGCCCAGGCUAAAGCGCGCCGCGAGAGCAUGGCGUCCACUCGACCCCAGUCACAACGUACUCCUACGCCCUCGAUUCGCUCUACCGCCUCCGGCAUGAGCAUCGAGGAUAAAGUCCGCGCUGACGCAGCAGCAAGGCGGGAGGAGGAGCAGAGGAAGCGCGAGGCCGCCAACGCGGUCCGGCGCCCUGCGCCGCCGCCUCCUGGCUCUGAGAGUGGGAUGAGUCCCGAGGAGCAGGUUCGGGCGGCGGUUGAGGCUCGCGGUGAGAAGUUCGAGGUCCGUUCCCCGAAUAUGGGCCAUAGGCGUGUCUCUAUGAUCGGCAAGGUCUCCUACUCUAACACUCCAUCCCGAUCGUCGUCCCGGUCCUCUCGUGCUUCGCUGCGCGAUGGGGAUGGGGAUCGAUAUGACACCCGCGCCCCUCCAAGCCCUUCAGUGCGAAGCCGCCCGUUGUCGAAUAUCAAUGAGCGCGCGGUUGAGGACCAAGCCGACGACGGCACCGUUACACCCCGGGUUUCAUCGCCUGUUCGUCUUUCCCGGUACGAGUUCGAGCAGACGCAGAUCCCUGGGACGGCGCAUUGGAAUCCGUCCCAGGCUGAGGUGGACCAGUAUAGUGUCACCGGCUCUGAGUCGGAUGUACACCCGGCUCUGCGCGAAGGGAGCUAUCUCACCCGCUCGCGCUCGAAUCUCAGUCAGUCCAAGCCGGAGUCAAAGGCGACAUCACGCCGCACGUCCGUCGUCAGCACGAACACCGUAACCCCGGAUUCAAAGCAGACGAAUCCCGCAUCUGAAGAGUCCCAGCGUACAUGCCUUACCCUGGACACCCUCUGCGCCGAAUGUGAAGACGUCCUGGCCGACAUCGACCCCGCUGUCCCGGCAAAGUACCUCACCUGCGGCAAAGACGUCCACCCCAUCAUCAUCCACACCUUCAUCAAGGGGACAAUCGACGAAGCGGCCAAGGUAACAGCCUCGUUCCACGAGCGCCUCGCGCGCCUGCUCAACGUCCAAAACUUCCCCCUCCACGCCGCCGUCCGCCGCGCCGAGCACCAAUCCACCCCGUACGCCGGCCACUGGUACGACAUCACAACAGGCGAGGGAGAAGCAAGUCUAACUUGCCGCACAGAACGGCACUACGACCGCAAGACGGAGAAGGAGCCCGGCGGGCUGAAGAGUCUCAUCUACACCCCGUUCUCGUGGGCCAAGCGCCAGGGCAAGAAGAAGGACAAGCACAUCCAAACAACGCACGUCAAGCUCCGCGACCUCGUCUUCCUCCUGGACCUGCCCUUCCCGCUCGAGAAAUCCGGCCCAAUCCACACGAAGAUCCUCACCCCGGGCUUCUUCCCAUCAACCGUCACCCUCACCAAAUUCUACCACGUCCGCGGCGAUCUCACGCUCGCUCGCCUGGAAUGGUGGGAAUGGACACACGGCGCACACGUCGCGCCCGCCACCCCGCUCAAGAAGGCCGACGGCGAGAAUCCACCCCCUAGACGUGGGACCUCGCACCCACACCCCCGCUACCGCGACCGCUUCCGCAUCACCAUGCAGACCCCCGCCAUGAACCCGCGCCUGUACAAGAAGCCCGCCCCCGGGCAGCCCGGCGAACACCCCACGCACCCGUCGGCCGCGGAGUACAUGCACAUGACGCGCAGGGGCGAGUUGCCGACGGGCACGACGUACGACCAGUACCGCGCGACAUUCGCCCAGCGCUAUGUUGAGCGUGAGGCGGAGAUCACCAAGGCGCGCCUUGGAUUGCCCCUGAGCACGGACGCGGAGGUCCCGCGCGCCCCGGGCCCUGCCCCGCCACCGGCUGAAGCCGAGCGCCCCCGCCCGGGCCCUGAUCGCCGCAAGACGUACAACCCGCACCAUUCCGAGCGCCAGGUCCCGCCUCCGGCCGCGGGCGUGCCCCGCCAACCCUCCACCUCGGUCUCCUCUGUCAGUAGCCAGAGGCGCACGUACCAUGCCCCCCGCCACUCAUCCCGCCCUGAGACACGCGCCGAGCGUCGACCCUCCGAGGCGUCGUCGCAUUCGCGCUCGCGCACUGGGGAACGGACCAACACCCGUCGACCGACCGAGCGAUCGCUUGUCGACCGGGACGAACAGCGGGAGCGUCAGGGGCAGCGUCAUCGGCGGAGCGCGGAGACUUGCAUUACCAGUGAGCCGGAUACUGAGGCCGGGCGUAGGUGA